AAUGGACAGCGAGGGAUGAUGCAUCUCAGGAUGAGUGAUUGAGUGUGCACAGAGCUCGCCGUCAACGUUUUUUGCGCGCUGGCAGGGGCAGACAGCGGCAAGGCGACGGUUUAAGUGCCCGACCCUGCACCUCAAAAACCCGCUAGGCCAGCUUGGCUCUGACCACCGCGACCCCCUUUCAGUCCAGUGCGUAUCCGUCGCUCCUCGUCGUCCACGACGUUCUGGAGCCCAGAAGCUUUACCGUUGAUCGCUAUAUGUCCUGCUGAUCGCCUCUGCAGCUUUGAUUGCCACGGUUCCGAAACAAUCUCGGGGGAUUCGAAAAGUACGUUCUCUGCGUGGGUUGCACACGUUGUCUUCACCCUGGUCUUCACGGCAGUCUUCACGGCACUCUGAACCCUCAUCGCGGCUCGCAAGCUACAUCUAGGGUCUCGAGCCAGACGCAUGCUGAUUGCGUGGAUUGCUAGCGGCCGCACACACGCGAGUUCACUGUUUCUCUUUCCACCGCUACCGUGAGCCUCGUCCUUCCUGAGGUGGUACCAACAACAUCCCGGCUUCUCUCGUGCUUCUCUCUGCGCUUCUCAUGGAUCCAACCGCUUCACACUAUUCGCACCCAAUGCCGUCGGGCGGGGACCAUUACUCCUCUCAGCAGCAACAGUCUCAACAACAGCAGUCUCAAUGGUCCGCUACCCCGCAUCUCCUUCCUCCGACUCAUAACCAGUCUUCCUUCCCGUCCCCGUCGUCUCCCUCUACGUCCCUCGGCGACCACCAUUAUCCUCCAUUCUAUUCUCAGUCCCAGCAACAAGCUCCUGGACAGUCUGGGCUGAACGACGGCGGUAUGGUCGACAGGUCCUCCACAGCGCUAUCUCUCAACCUCUCCUCCUUAUCGGUCACCUCCCCUACCAAUCUUUCCCCUAUACACCCGUCCCCACAUCCAGGGUCACAUAUGUCUCCGCUCACACCCAUCAGUCCGUCCAAUGCGCAAUUGCACCACCAAAACGCACUCUCACCGCAUCACCAUCAUCAUCACGCGCAUAUUCACCAACAGCAACCCUUCCAGUUCACACCUCCUGAACACGGCGGCGGCGGAGUACGUUAUGAUGAUCCUCAAUAUGAGCCCUAUGGUUCGACACGGCGUCUCACAAGCAGCCGCUCUUCAUCCUCCUCGGAAAAAUCCGUACCGAGAAAGAGAAGUUUCACGACCACCGGAGGUACUCCUCUCCCAAACGCUGUGAAUGAGGAAAACGCCCCGACGCCAGUUUCUGGCAAUUACGAUCACGCCGGCUCCAACAUGGACACGUCUCCCUACGACGAAGUAGAUAUGAACUAUGGCGGUUUAGACGCUGAGGGUAGUCCGGUGGACGGAAGUACCAGUGGUGGGGAACAAGACGAUCAAGCGAAGGCUAUGGAGGGGCAGGUUCCGUCCAACGCGUCGGCGACGCCUACCAUUCCUGGACAGGUCAAUGUCCUUGGAAAGCCGCUUGGGACGAACAAUUUUGUGACGAAGCUGUAUCAGAUGAUCAACGACCCAAAAUCCGCUCAGUUCAUAAGCUGGACGGAACUUGGUACCAGUUUUGUUGUUUCGAAUGUCGGAGAGUUCAGUCGGACCAUUCUUGGUUCUCAUUUCAAGCACAACAACUUCUCAAGCUUCGUCCGACAACUGAACAUGUACGGUUUCCACAAGAUCAAUCGUACCCCGCGUGCUCAGCGCACCUCAACUGACGUUCAGACUUGGGAGUUUUCUCAUCACAAGUUCCUUCGUGGGCGACCCGACCUGCUGGAAGAAAUCAAGCGCAAAGCGCUCGAACCCGACCCUUCCAUCAAGCACCGGGUCGAGCUCCCAGGCGAAGUAGCGGCUCAACUGACUCAGAUGAGGGACGAGAAUAGGCGGUUGGUGCAUGCAGUCAACACGGAGAGGAAUAAGGUCGAUCGCUUGGUGAAUAUCACCAAAGCGUUGUAUGACGUCUUCUCCAAGACGUUCCCUGGCGCCCUUCCGCCUAACUUUCCUCAGGACUUGCUAGAUUCGAAUGACAGCCCUAACAUCUUAGUCACAUCACCUACGAACCCUUUGCCGCAUCAACAUCACUCUCAUUAUCCUUCUCUGGGGUCUCUGUCUAGUAACCCUUCUCUGCACUCGCUGCACUCGCUCAGCCCUAGCUCCAGCCCAACAGCCGCUGAGUUCCCUUCUCAUACUCAUACUCCCAAUACCCUCUCUCGUCAACAAUCCUAUCAACAUAUGCCGCCAACAUACGAGAUGCAUCCACAUGGGCAUAUGCCCCACGGGGUCUCAACCGCAAGGUACGAGACUGCUCUUUCUACACCCUUGCCGCCUUCCCCCGGUCCAGGGGGGUUGGAUCCUUUUGGUGGUGACGACUCACAAGGGCGUGGUAGUGCCAAACGUCAACGAACUGCGCCGAAUUCGGCUACCGACGAAACCGGUGCUAGUGCCAACAAUUUGGUAUCGAAAAAAGGAUCCCGUGCGAGAAGUGAUUCUGCCCCAUUGGGUUAUGGGUUCGGAGGUCAGUGGCAGCAAGCGAAUAGACCUAGGAGUGGAAGUGGGCUGGGUGCUAGGGCUUUGGGGAGACGGGAGGAGAGCGUCACCAACAUUGGCGCCUUGAGCAGAGGAGCUUUGCCGAUGCUCUCCAUUCCAGGGGCGAAGCAGGGGUCGAGCUAAGGUGUGAAGCUGCGAUAUAGAUGGUACGGUCUCGAUUGCUCGGUAUGCUUGUUAUCGUUCGUCUUCGCUUUCUUCUUUUUCGCGCUCUGCACCUAAGAUUGAAUGAAGAGAUACCCAUGCUGGUCGUUCCUCUUUCUUGACGGACCUCUUCUCUCUCUGUUUGGCUGGUUUGCCUUGUCUUUCUCCCUCCACUUGCGAUACGCUUCCAAAUGUGUUGUACCAGUUUCUAGUGCUCCUGCAUAUCUUUGAUUCCCCCCUUUUUCUCGUACAUACCAUUUUCGCUGCAUCUCUUCUCUUCAACCUUUUUUCUUUUUCUUCUUCUGUUGUUUUAGCUCUACACUCAAACCGUUACCCCAUGCACUCAUACCACCCAACAAUCAUCAUCACAAAUGCCUUUUCAUUUACACACAUACCUGUAAAAAAUUGCUUCACAUCCUCCGCUCCAAUCCUGGCUACCUUUCACUUGUUGCUGUGACGUCCUUGUUCUCCCCGCGCGUUCAACAUUGACAUUCUUCCUGGGGUUGCCUGCUGCUCUGUUUCUCUCUUCUUUUUCUCCCCUUUGGGUACUUUGCUGUCUCUUUUUCCGUUCCCUUGUCAAUAUAGAGUGUACAAAUAUCCGUGUUCAUCCGUUCUCAAUUGCAGAUCAGAAAAAUAAAGGAACAUGGGGUUUAUGUAUGUAUUCAAAGCGACGUCCAUGGAUACAUACACGCCGUUCAACGUUGUCCCU
Molecule: messenger RNA, 3398 nt
Organism: Somion occarium
Lineage: Eukaryota; Fungi; Basidiomycota; Agaricomycetes; Polyporales; Cerrenaceae
Source: the annotation of a GenBank genome assembly